Molecule: messenger RNA, 615 nt
Organism: Peniophora sp. CBMAI 1063
Lineage: Eukaryota; Fungi; Basidiomycota; Agaricomycetes; Russulales; Peniophoraceae
Source: the annotation of a GenBank genome assembly
AUGUCCAACACCAUCGCGUUAUACCCGCUGUCGAACUUUACCUUCAGUACGAAGGAGACACAAUCGGAAGAAGACCCGUCCGUGAGCGCACGGUUGCAGCGGCUACAGAACAACUAUGAGGACUACGGCAUGCGGCGUACAGUCGAGGGCGUUUUGGUUGUGCAUGACCAUGGACAUCCGCAUAUCUUAAUGUUGCAGAUUGCAAACGCUUUCUUCAAGCUGCCCGGAGACUACUUGAAGCCCGGAGAGGACGAGCUGGAAGGUUUGAAAGCUCGUCUGGACGACCGUCUUGCGCCACCGAGCUCAAGCGCCCAAUUUGAUGCCCGUCACGGGGUGGAUAAUGACUGGGAAAUUGGCGACUGCUUGGCGCAGUGGUGGAGGCCGAACUUUGAGACGUUCAUGUACCCCUUCGUCCCGGCACAUAUCACGAAGCCGAAGGAGUGCAAGAAGUUGUUCCUCGUGCAGAUGCCCGAACGGAAAGUUCUUGCUGUGCCGAAAAACAUGAAGCUCCUGGCUAUCCCAUUGUUCGAGCUGUACGACAACGCUGCGCGGUACGGUCCUCAGCUGAGCGCCAUCCCGCACUUACUCUCCCGGUACAACUUCAUCUACCAGUAG